AUGGGCUACCUACCGGCCAACGUUGCUCACCGUGUUCCAAAGGAGGGCCAGGUCGUCCCCACGCCGAAGCCAGACGCCACCGCAGGAGGAGCCGGGGUAACUCCGCUACCCCAACCUGCUUCAGAGAAGGCUCCAACUGGGUGGCCGGAUGCGGUGGAGGAGGCGCUGACCAACUCCUCCAUCACCGAGGAGCACCAUGCCUUGAUGAGCACGGUUUUGCAAAGCAUUCGGUCCGUGGACAACGGGCUGAAAGAAGCUUUAAGUGGCCUCUUGACGGGCUUCAAGGCAUCGUAUUCGGCAGUGGCUGCCCGAGCCGAGGAAUGGGCCGAGCUCAAUCGAAAGUUCAAGAGCUCCGAUGACGAGCUCGAUCGGAUUAACAAGUGGUUUGACGAGGCUCUAGCUGUCGCCGCGGAGGUUGAGAACCUCAAGGCCGAGUUGCGGAAGGCUCUGCAGGAAGCUGCGAAACAGAAGGUGGCGGCCGAACAACUGGUCACCGAACUGGCGAUGGUGAAGACCACCAGCCAGAAGCAUGAGGCCGGAGUGGCCGAGGUGCAACAAGAUGUCAAGGAUGCUGUCACAAAAUGUGAGGACCUUGAGCAAAAAAGUAAGGAUCAAGCGUCUGAGCCGACCUCGUUGAGGUCGACGAUCAAAGAGGAGCGGGUGAAGGCGUGA
Messenger RNA from Aegilops tauschii subsp. strangulata, 672 nucleotides. The record is from RefSeq and is a predicted model, not a curated record. NCBI's taxonomy places the organism in Eukaryota, Viridiplantae, Streptophyta, Magnoliopsida, Poales, Poaceae.